AUGGCACUUGAUAAGCCAAAUAAAGAUUCGUCAACACCCUUUCGGGUUAUGCCCGAUCAGAGUACAGACUAUCGAAUCGUUGUUUUUGGUAGUGCUGGAGUUGGUAAAACAAAUUGUGUACUUCGUUUUGUAAACGGACAAUUUCGUGAAAAUUAUAUUCCAACAGUUGAAGAUACAUAUCGACAAGUUGUAUCUUGUAAUAAACAAAUAACAACUUUACAGAUAACUGACACUACCGGUGCACAUCAAUUUCCAGCUAUGCAAAGAUUAAGUAUACAAAAAGGACAUGCAUUUAUAUUAGUUUAUUCUAUAACAAGUAAACAAUCAUUUGAAGAAUUAAAACCAAUAUAUGAUCAAAUACGUGAAAUAAAAGCUGAACAACAAAAUGAAACACCGAUUUUACUAAUGGGUUGUAAACUAGAUGAAGCAGCAUGUCGUGAAGUAACAGAAAAUCUUGGUAAACAAUUAGCAGCACAUUGGUCAUGUGCAUGGAUUGAAACAUCAGCUAAAACAAAUUCAAAUAUACGUGAAGCAUUCCAAGAACUUCUUAAAUUAGAUAAAAAAAGACAAUUUAAUUUUAAUGUUGAUCAAGAUGGACAUUUAAUUGAAGAUAAUAGUAAUACACCAGCUCCUUCAUCUCCUUCUUCACAUGGUGGUAAACGAUCAACACCAACAACAAAUUCAAGUUCAUCAACAACAAUAAAUAGUGGUAGUAGUCCAAAUGUAACUGAUAUAGCAACAGGAGGAUCUGUUUCAACACGACCAACAACACCUAUGUCACAUGGAAAUAAAUCUAGUCGAACAUCAGUUGUAUCAACAUCAAGUACAUCAAUAACAAAUAUAAAAAAAGGUUCACGAACCGCAGGUGAACAGACAGAUUUAACUGUAAAUUCGAUUGGAUCAAAAAAGACUUCACCCUCUGAUACAUCAUCAAGUCGAAAAUGUUUAAUUAUGUAA
Adineta steineri is the source of this 957-nucleotide messenger RNA. Lineage: Eukaryota; Metazoa; Rotifera; Eurotatoria; Adinetida; Adinetidae. The record is from the annotation of a GenBank genome assembly.